This is a messenger RNA of Anopheles coustani, 3497 nucleotides long. It is a transcript of the gene cdm, whose product is annotated as importin-13. The coding region runs from base 65 to 3058 and encodes 997 amino acids. Gene Ontology annotation, biological process: protein import into nucleus. The transcript has 8 exons. Gene Ontology annotation, cellular component: cytoplasm; nuclear membrane. The record is from RefSeq and is a predicted model, not a curated record. Gene Ontology annotation, molecular function: small GTPase binding. Lineage: Eukaryota; Metazoa; Arthropoda; Insecta; Diptera; Culicidae.
UAACUCUGCACUGAGUUAUACCUUCGUCCGGGUUCAAAACAAUACCGAAACAAACAUCUGAAAAAUGGACGAAGUGCAAACGAUCGAAGCGGCUGUCCUGUCCUUCUAUCGUGGCGGCUCGGAGCAGCAAAAAGAAACACACAAGUGGCUACAGCAGGUGCAAAACAGCCCCCAAGCGUGGUCGUUCUGCUGGGAGCUGAUGCAGCUAAACAAAUCGUCCGAAGUGCAAUUUUUCGGGGCGAUCACACUGAAUUCCAAGCUACGCAAUUUUUGGGUCGAAGUGCCCAAAGAGGCACAUCAUGAGCUGAAGCAAAAGCUGCUGGAAACAAUAGUGGUGUUUGGCAACGGUCCGAAAAUCGUUCUCAAUAGACUGUGCAUCUCGUUGGGUCUCUUUAUCGUUCAUAUGCUCCGACAUCCAACAGUGAUCGAGGAGGUAACGAACAUGUUUCUGCUCGAGCAGCUCGGUAACCUCUCGAAGGUAACGCAGAUCGAGAUCCUCAUGGCCGUCCUGGAGGGCAUCCCGGAGGAGGUGAAAAAUGUCCGCACUCAGAUACCGCGCGAAAUAGUAUUGCAAGAGUUGAAUCGGAAUGCAGAAUUCGUUAUGCAAACGGUGGUCAGGUACCUGAAUGAGAAGCUAAGUCAAACCACACUGGAAACGCACGACAUGAAUGGUUUAAUCAAUGCGGCCAAAUGUGUCGGUACCUGGGUGGCGCACGGGAAUGUGCGGCUGGACGAACGCGAGGCUACAGUGCAGGUGUUACUGAAGGCCAUCCACUAUUGCUAUUGGAAGGAGCCGAAGGACGACGGAUGUUUAUUGCCGGAGGAAAAUGAAUUGGCAGAAACGGCUCUAAAGUCGUUAACGAGCAUAAUUUCUUCGUACGCUACGCAGAAUGCAAAGUACUCGGUCACGGUGAUCAACUUUAUGAAAAUGUUCCUCGACGUGCUCGUGCCAAUUCUCGACGCGGAGUACAAGGAGAAUAACGACAACGAAAACCUUGCCCUCAUGAUCUACGCUCUCUUCAUUUCCACGUUGGAGUGUUUCUCGUCGGCCAUAUUCGACGGCAUCGUAACGGAAUCCGAAGAGGUUUCCAAAGUGUACACACGAACCGUGGACAUGCUAAUAAAGUGCACCGAUAAACCGGGCACCUAUCCGGUGGACGAAUCAUGCAGCACGUACGCGAUGGAGUUUUGGUACAUGCUACAGGAGGAAGUUCUCGCCAUGGGCCCUUCGAGGCACAAGAUACGCUGCCUGGAAGCAAUCCGACCCGUGUACGCACACGUGGUGAAGGUGCUUGUGAGAAAAUCGCAACUUCCAACCGAAUCUUCGCUACACAAGUGGAACGAUGAUGACCUGGAGGCGUUCCGGUGUUACCGUCAGGACAUUGGUGACACACUACUGUCCUGCCACGACGUACUGAACAAUCAGAUGCUAGACGUGCUGUCGGAAGCCCUCGACGAAUCGAUCAUGUACCUCAGCUACGAUUCACAGUCAACGGAAAACUGGACCCUCCUCGAGGCAACCAUCCAUGCGUUCUGUUCGAUUGCGCAGAAAAUCGAGUACACCGAGCACCAGCAGAUCGUGAAGCUGCUCAAGGUGCUGAACGAGAUUCCGUACGAGAAGUACAACGACAAACUGUUCGGGAUGGCGCUGGAAACGGUUGGCGCGUACAGCGAGUGGAUCGGAGACAAUCCAAAGUACCUGCCAUCGGCCAUUUCGCUGCUCGUGAAAGGUCUCAAUUCCACCAAAGCUUCCCAGGCGACGCUCGGCCUGAAAGACCUCACGUCCGAGUGCCAAAAGGAGGUAGUUCCGUACGCGGUGCCACUGCUAGACGCGUGUCGGUCGGUGCUGCAUGACGGCCGGUUGAAGAAUGCGGAAAUGAUACGGCUCAUGUAUACGGUCGGGAACAUACUGAGCGUGAUAUCGUACGAUAACAUUAUCGUGUAUCUGGACGCGAUGGUUUCGCCCUGCUUCGAGGAGCUACAGGUGCACGUGCAGAACAAUGAUAUCAGCGAGCCAACGAAGGCACGCGUAAUCCUGCGGCUGGAUAUGAUUUCGAAGCUUUUUUCUUCACUCAACAUUAAGAAAACGGCCAACGAAACCGAGGAUAAUAAGAUUUCGAUGGUGGUGGGCGGCCAGAAACCGUGCUUUCCCGCCGGAGAAGAACCUGUCCCGGGCCCUGCGCCGGUCCAGCCGAUACUGCUGAUCCUGGAGAAAACGAUGGACCUGUUGAAGAACCUCUGUACGCUCUGGAUGCAUGACGAGACGGUCGUGGACACACUAUGCAAAGCGCUCCAGCAGGCGCUAACAAAUCUGAUGGACGACAUCAAACCGCUGCUGAACGAAAUCUGCUUUCUAGUAUUGUCAAUCCUAAACAAUAAUUGUGUCGUUUCGGCUGUGGAUAUUGCAGGAAACUUUAUUCUCAUGUUUUACACCGACAUGGAAUAUCGUCCGAUGAUGGUGCAAUUGUUCACCGCCAUCAUGGACUACAACUUCAACCAGAUGCAGAUGAACCUGGACAAACUUUCCCGGAUAGCGGACCUGAUCGAAACGUUCUACGCGUUUAACACAAAAAUUGCGAAAAAGUUACCAAUUUGCUAUACGCACAUCCAAGUGGACUAUCUGAAGCUGAUGGAUUACGCUACUAAAUGCAUGAUGCUGCCCGAAACGGGACCCAUGAAGAAGAGUGUAUCGUUCAUCACGAUGUUUGUGAAGGAAUCUAUUAAUAACCCCGCGAUGGUGCAGGUCGUUAUGAUGCACGGGGAAAACAUCAUACGAACGACAUUUUUGUGCAUUGGGGGAACAGCACUGCGGACGCAGGUGGAAAUCUUUGCGGACAUCUUUCUUGCCAUCAACUGCCGCUACCCGCAGGCGUUAAUCCAGUGGAUGAAGGUGCUGGAGACGCCAAACUUCCCCACGGCCUUCGUAAGCGCCACCGAGAAGGAACAGUUCAUGCGGAAUGUCAUCAAGGAGCGCGUCAGCAAGCGACUGGUGCAGGAUUACGUACGGAAGUUUGCCGCCCUGUGCCGGAACGUGGUCGAAUACGAGAAUAACAAAUAAGCACAACGAUACGAGAUUGUACGGUCAGCAGAGCACUUUGGAUGUAACAAUUGUGAUUUUUAGCGUGUAAUAGUGCAGCGAAGAUGAAUGAGCGAAAGGACGGAAGAAGUUACUGGCGUAGACAAAUAUACGCACGCGUGUAUAGACAGACCCCUCAAUCGCUUCCUCGAGUUGCAUGAGUACGACAAAACGACAGUGAUACGAAUUGGGUGUCCUCCUUAAAUAAGCUGCAUAAGUUGUCUAACCCGAAGUGGAAUGUUUUCAAACGAUCCUACUAAGCAGCAGAGACAAACAGAAACAAAUUACAAACAAUUACCAUGUCGUUACAAAUGUGUUUGCCAACAGGAUAAAGAAAACACCACCGUACGCCGCCGAUGAAUAGUGAACGAAAAUACAAAAGUUCCCUUCUCUAAGAUAACAAUAGGAAUGAUGUGAAUAA